AUGGCAAAAGAAAAUUGUACCAUGAAAAAUGAGUUCUUCCUGACAGGAUUUACAGAUCACACAGAGAAAAAUAUUCUUCUGUUUGUGGUAUUCUUUGCUAUCUAUCUGAUUACCAUGGUGGGGAAUGUCGGUUUAAUGGCCUUAAUUUUUACACAACAUCUUCUACACACACCAAUGUAUAUUUUUCUGGGCAACCUGGCUCUUGUGGACUCCUGCUGUGCCUGCACUAUUAUUCCUAAAAUGUUAGAGAACUUCUUUUCUGAGGACAAAAUUAUAUCCCUUUAUGAAUGUAUGGUACAAUUUUAUUUUCUCUGCACUGUUGAAACUGCAGACUGCUUUCUUUUGGCCGCGAUGGCCUAUGACCGCUAUGUGGCCAUAUGCAGACCACUGCAGUACCACACCAAGAUGUCCAAGAAUCUCUGCAUUCAGAUGACCACAGGAGCCUUCAUAGCUGGAAACCUGCAUUCCAUGAUUCAUGUAGGGUUUCUAUUUAGGUUGGUAUUCUGUGGAUUGAAUCAUAUCAAUCAUUUCUAUUGUGAUAUUCUGCCCUUGUAUAGACUCUCCUAUGUUGAUCCUUAUGUCAAUGAACUGAUACUAUUCAUCUUUUCAGGCUCAAUUCAAGUCUUCACCAUAGGCAGUGUUUUAAUAUCUUAUCUCUAUAUCCUUUUCACUAUUUUCAAAAUGAAAUCCAAAGAGGGAAGGGUCAAAGCCUUUUCUACCUGUGCUUCUCAUUUUUUGUCUGUUUCAUUAUUCUAUGGAUCUCUUUUCUUCAUGUACAUUAGACCAAAUUUGCUUGAAGAAGGAGCUAGAGAUAUACCAGCUGCGAUUUUGUUUACAGUAGUAGUUCCCUUACUAAAUCCUUUCAUUUAUAGCCUGAGAAAUAAAAAGGUAAAAAGUGUCUUGAGAAAAGUUUUGAUAAAAGAAAAUCUCAAGAAAAAAGUGAAUCAAAUGACAUCUACCAUAGCUUAA
Nycticebus coucang (slow loris) is the source of this 969-nucleotide messenger RNA. RefSeq names its product olfactory receptor 5K1. NCBI's taxonomy places the organism in Eukaryota, Metazoa, Chordata, Mammalia, Primates, Lorisidae. Gene Ontology annotation, cellular component: membrane. Bases 1 to 969 code for a protein of 322 amino acids. The record is from RefSeq and is a predicted model, not a curated record. Gene Ontology annotation, molecular function: olfactory receptor activity; odorant binding; G protein-coupled receptor activity. The transcript has a single exon. Gene Ontology annotation, biological process: sensory perception of smell; G protein-coupled receptor signaling pathway.